CAACAGCUGACAAGACGUGUGAUGCAGACGGACUGUUUCGCCCCGUCAUGUUCCGGAUAUUUUACUGUUUGCGAAGAAACUGAAGAUGAUGCGGGGUUGAAGGAGCCGUGAGCUGCGUUCUAAUAGUGGGGGCCAGUGCCUCGAGACGAGGGUUGAAGACUUCUCUCGGAAAUACACAACCGCCUAUGCUUCAACCUGGUUCUGGUGAACAACAUUUCAAUUUUUGUGAAAGUUUCCAGAGCAUCUAUGGCAGCCCAAGGAGAAACGUACCGCUUAGCAUUCCCUCCCAAUCAGAAACCAUACAUCUCGACUGGUCUACCGUUUCACAAAUCCCUUGUUCAUCAUGUCACGAACACAUUCCAUGCAUCUAAAGUCUAUGUAAUCGUCUCCGCAUCUAUCAGUAAGACGAGCAAUUUCUCAAGACUACAAUCCGAAUUGGGUAAUAAGAUUGUCGGUGUUAGAUAUGGCAUUAAACAGCACGUGCCCUGGACGGACGUCCUCGAGGUCGUCAAUGAUAUCAACCAAAAAGAAGCGGACUUGAUUGUCACAUUAGGGGCCGGUUCUCUCACGGAUGGUGCCAAAGUUAUCGCAUUUGCGCUUGCAAAUCAAGCCUUUACACUCGAGAAUCUGGCCAAGAUUGCGGCCGACGCCAAACCUAUAGACUUGCAGCCAUGUAGCAUUCCUAUCAUCAACAUACCUACGUCUCUGUCAGGCGGAGAAUAUACCGCCAGUGGUGGCGCUACAGACAUGCGAACACACCGCAAACACUCAUUUGCACAUCCUUCAAUUGGAACCAAUCUAGUGAUACUUGACCCAACACUAUCGAUCUCAACACCCGAACGGGUCUGGAUUUCCAGUGGUAUGAGAGCUGUGGAUCACUGCGUUGAAGGGCUUUGUUCGAAUUCUCCUAAAGUGACUGAUUCCACUGAUGCUACCUACACCAAGGGUCUUCGUCUUUUGGUCCCUUCUUUGCUGCGAACUAAGAAGGACAAGGAGAAUCAAGAAGCAAGACUUGAUGAAAUGCUGGGAGUUAUAGAGUCAAUGAAAGGAAGCAAAGCAGGAGUUCCGAUGGGAGGUUCCCACGCCAUUGGACACCAGUUGGGACCUCUUCGCGUAGGGCAUGGAGAGACCUCAUGUGUCAUGCUGCCCCACGUAUUGAGGUGGAACCACCUAAAUGGAGAUGAGACCGUCAAGUCACUGCAAAGAAAAGUCUGUGGUGUGUUUUGGGGUCAGGAAGACAUAGAAAGAAUGUUGAAAUCGAGAGGUUUGGAGCCAGGAACAGUUGAUGCAAGUGAUAUUGUUGGUGCUUUGGUGAGUGAGCUUGGUAUGCCGAGAACUUUGAAAGAAGUCAAUGUCUCAGAAGACCGGCUCGAUGCUUUGGCGGCCAACACUAUGAAAGACAGGUGGAGUCCAACAAAUCCUGUUCCUUUAAAGGAUAAGUCGAUGGUUCUCGAGAUUCUCAGAAUGGCGUUAGGGACAUGAACACUGUUGAGAUUGAAAUAUAAGAU
Mollisia scopiformis is the source of this 1508-nucleotide messenger RNA. RefSeq names its product Dehydroquinate synthase-like protein. The record is from RefSeq and is a predicted model, not a curated record. Gene Ontology annotation, molecular function: metal ion binding; alcohol dehydrogenase (NAD+) activity. Lineage: Eukaryota; Fungi; Ascomycota; Leotiomycetes; Helotiales; Mollisiaceae. The transcript has 4 exons. Gene Ontology annotation, cellular component: mitochondrion. The coding region runs from base 247 to 1482 and encodes 411 amino acids.